UGCCACGCCCCGUUAAAACAUCCUAGAGUGUGUGCUUCAAGGAAUAUCAACAAUAACGGUAUGGGACACGGCGAACACGGCUAGUUUUGGAACGUUAUCAUGAGAGAGUGACCUACUCGUUGUGUCAUGCCGCUUGGCUGGGUGUUCUGUGUGUGCUGUGUGUGAUCGAAGUGUCAAGGAAUGUUAUUGAGGCGCCCACCCCCACAAGGAACGCUGGUUGAAUGCAUAAUGUUCUGCUUGGGCACCCGGGGCUGGUCUAGCCUCCAGCUGGUUGGUGAUAAUAUCCUUGGCGGUUGGUGAGAUAUGCGGAACUCUUAUCGUAAUAAUACUGCGUGUUGCGCCAAUCUACUUAACUGCCUAAUUAGACUUAACUGCUAGCCGCGUGAUUCCGUGGUGUUCCGAGUUGUGAGGGACUUGGUGGGAUGUAUUCUGAAAAGAAGCCUGGUGCGCAUGUGACUAAUAAGUGAUCUCGUGACGUCAUGGGAAGCGGCGCCACAAAAACUCUCACCACCUCGCCGGACGAGCGCGGUAUGGUGCAUCGCGUCAUCAUUGAAGAUAACGUCGUUUCGCGUGGCAAACGGAAGUUCACGUGCCCAGGUCGUCUGGUCGGGAGCUGGAGGGCGGGAGAUGAAGUCGUAGUGAAAGUGCUGGAAAAAUCCGUACCAGACGAACACUAUUGGGAUGAGGAGAUCGAGAAGUGCGGACGGCUCAGAGAACACAUCAUUUCCUUUGGCAAGACCGUAAACCUACAGAUAAAAAUUCACGUCGAAUACCCAAUGACUGCCUACGUGGACAAAGUAUCCAAAUGGAUGAAGGCGAAGAUGAAACUAAAAGAAGGUGAAUUUGUGCUUGUUGAGGAACCGCUUGGGAAGGACUAUGCCGAACUGUUGAACUCCUGUGGUAAAGUAGAACCUAAACUGCCCCAAGCUGUUGCCGACCUUUUGGGCGAGCUGAUGCACUUCACCUAUCACGAGUCUUGCCGGAAGGAGAUAUUUUGUGGAUUUCAAGGAACAGUUUCAGGGAAUGUUGUGUCCCUUUCCGAACCGACUGUCCACUCAGUGGACACCAAAUACAGGGAAGCGGACAUGGGUUUGGAAGGCAUCAUAACAGCAUUCGAAAGUCACAGGUGCACGGCAAGGUGUCACGGCUGGCUUAAGCCUGGCGGUGUCAAUCACACCAAAUUCGAGUCCAUAUGUACUACGGUGUAGGGCUGUUUUCUUUGCCUAUUGUGUCGUUUGACAGGGAACCUGGGUACUCACAGAUCAUUCAGUGUGCAGCUGUAAUCAUGGCGUCAUGUCGGAAGUGACGUCAGCCAAGGUCAAGGCCAUCUGCUUUACGGCAGGUGGCUUCUCUGUGUAUAUAUAUGUCAAUGGUGUUAUAAGCUGUUGCGUUACUUCAGACUGUUGAAUUAUGGAUUUUUCGAACAUUUUGUGAGCAAUGUUCAGCAAUCGAAGUUGACAUUGUUAGUAUUGUCAUUGUCACUUUAUUGUUAAGGUGAAAGAUUCACGUUAUUUUACCACAAAUGGCGUACAGUUUCCGCUGUGUAAGCGGUGUUAUGAAUAGAACCAGAGCUCCAGAUAAGCUUUUG
Molecule: messenger RNA, 1588 nt
Organism: Haliotis rufescens (red abalone)
Lineage: Eukaryota; Metazoa; Mollusca; Gastropoda; Lepetellida; Haliotidae
Product: alpha-protein kinase vwkA-like
Exons: 2
Coding region: 480-1208 (242 amino acids)
Biological process (GO): protein phosphorylation
Molecular function (GO): protein serine/threonine kinase activity; ATP binding
Source: RefSeq, a predicted model, not a curated record